UUUGGCCCAGACUCUCCUCCUGCCCACAUGUGAAGACAUGAAACCAACAGACUGAAACACAGACCUGGUCCCGGUCUGAGUCACUAGCACACACAGGGGACUGCAUCCUGAUUGGACUCACAGGUACGAGUUCACCUGUGUCUCACCUGGUAUCAGAACUGCAGACAGACGCUGAGAAAAAGAUCCAGCAUGGCAGUCUCUGAGGAGAACCUGGAUGACUACAGUGUUUACAGUGAGCUGUCUGAUGAAGAGCUGUUAGAGAUCGCUAUAGAGAGGAGUCUCUCUGACAGACAUCUUCCUCCAGACUCUGAUCAGAGCACAUCAUCCUUAGCCCCCCCCACCCAACUAAACAAACCCCUGACCCUGACACUGACUCAACCAACCAGACAGAGACCUCCUGACCCCCCCAGACACCAGUACCACAGCCCUCCAUCCCAACCAGAGCCCCCAUAUGUCCCAGGCCUACCCCACUUCCUCUACAAAACCCUUAAAAGAGAGCUCAGUCCUCUGCAGACUCUGAUUAUAAACGGAGAUACAGAGGCUUUGAUGGAUUUGGUCAGACAGCAGUCCAGCAGUCUGACGGAGCCCAACAAGGAAGGCUGGAUUGCUCUUCAUGAAGCUGCUUAUUAUGGACAGCUGCAGUGUGUCAGUAUCCUCGUCAGCGCUCAUCCCGACUCAGUCAACAGAUGCAGUUCAAAGAAUCAGACCGCUCUGCUGCUGGCUGUUGGUCGAGGAAAUGUUUCCUGUGUCGACUUUCUCCUGAAGCAUGGAGCCGACCCGGACAUCGCCACCAAGGACCGAGAGACGCCACUGUUCAUAGCCUGCGAACAUACGAACAAAGCCGCUGUAGAUCUUCUGCUGAGGUCUGGAGCUCAGGUGAAUCGCUCCUGCAGUCAGGGAGGAAGUGCUCUUCAUGAAGCAUGCAGACAUGGACAACUGGAGCUCUGCAGGGUGUUACUAGAGGCUGGAGCCUAUCUACACACCAGAAAUAUCUACGGCAUCCAACCGUUCUUCAUUGCUGCACAGCAUGGGCAUGCCGAUAUCAUCCACCUGCUUGCUAAGAGAGGUGCAGAUAUAAAUGGACAGGCACUGGAUGGAGCCUCGCCACUGUUUGAAGCCUGUAAGAACGGUCAUGUUUCCGCUGUGGAGGUGCUGCUUUCUCUGAAAGCUGAUGCUAACCGAUCCAUGAAGUCUGGCCUGCUGCCUCUUCAUGUGGCUGUUCAGAAUAAUCACACACGGUCUGGAAUUUGGCUAAUUGUGUUGAUGCUGAUCCCAAUGACCAGUAGUGUCAGAGUCAGGAACAGUGGCAUCAGUCCUCUGCACCUUGCUGCACAGAAGAACAGGGAUGACAUCAUAGAGCUGCUUAUCAAAUCUGGCUUCGACGUCAAUGCCAAGCUGUCAGAGGAACGCUCAAGCAUGUACGAGGACCGGCGGAGCACGGCGCUGUACUUUUCCGUCUACAAUGGGAACCUGGAGGCCACCGAGAUGCUGCUGGAGGCGGGAGCCAACCCCAACCUGGAUGUCUUCAACCCGCUGCUUAUUGCUGUUCGGCUAGGCUGGAUGGACAUGGCAGCGGUGCUGCUGAAGUAUGGUGCCAACGUCAAUGCUCAGAUCUCUACCCAGCCGUCCUCAUUCCCGUCGGCCAUCCUGCUCAGCAUAGAGUGUCUGCCCAUGCUCAAACUACUGCUAGACAAUGGCUGUGAUGCCCAGCCCUGCUUUGACUGCCCGUAUGGCCAAAAACCACAUCCGGCCAUCAUACCAUCACGCCGCCCGAUAGAAGAAAUGCAGGUCAACGAAGAUGAACCACCACAGCGCAGCAUUCUGUUCUGCGAGGCCAUCUACUGCUCAACUUUCUGCUAUGUAGCCGGUCCGAUCCUCUCAAUGAUGCUGGACUAUGUCAGUCAAGUCCACCUCUGCUCGCGGCUGCUGGAGGUUCUGGAGAGUCGCAGCGACUGGGCACCAAUCAAACUGAAAGCUCUUCAUCCUCAGCCUCUGAUGCAGCUCUGCAGGUUGAGGAUCAGACGUCUGGCCGGGGUCCAGAGACUCAAACUGCUCCACAAUCUGCCACUUCCUGUCAGACUGAUCCGCUUCCUGGUCUACAACGUCCACUGCUCACUCACCUGAAAUCACCUGUUACACAAAUGUUAUGUUUGUGGAGCUGGAAGGUCUGUGAGGAAUUUGGACCACUGUAGCCAGAGAUGGGCAGUAUUUCAAUUUAAUGUAUUUAAAA
Messenger RNA from Morone saxatilis (striped sea-bass), 2230 nucleotides. Its product is annotated as ankyrin repeat and SOCS box protein 2-like. Gene Ontology annotation, cellular component: cytoplasm. Gene Ontology annotation, biological process: intracellular signal transduction. The transcript is spliced from 9 exons. The coding region runs from base 190 to 2124 and encodes 644 amino acids. Gene Ontology annotation, molecular function: protein binding. NCBI's taxonomy places the organism in Eukaryota, Metazoa, Chordata, Actinopteri, Moronidae. The record is from RefSeq and is a predicted model, not a curated record.